AUGGUCGCAAUGAUGAAUCGCGCUGCCGCCCUGCGUAAGGCUGCCGCACUCGCCCCGUCGUCAGCAGCUCGUUCUUCCGGCGCCGCUGGUGCCCGCACUUACGCUACUGGCGUCGAUGGAAGCUCGAGAUCCGGCUUUGGUCGCUUCUUUGUCUACUCUACGGUCGGCGCUACCCUCUUCUACGGUAUCUCGACCGUAGCGGCACUCAACAAUGACCGAUACAGCCACUUUUUCGUAGAGAGCAUCCCAGGAGGUGAACGCAUCAUCGACUACCUCGACACACACGAUGUUGGACAAGAGAUCAAGAACAUCAACUUGCACGGCUACGGAGACAAGGCCAUCGACGUCACCAAGACCGCCUACGACAGCGUCAGCGGUGCCGUGGGUCGCGUCAUCAGCGGCGAUGCAGGCGCCAGCGAGAGUGCAGGCGACGAGCGUGAUGCUCGUCUCAGGGUUGCAGAGGCUCGUGCCAAGGCCAAGGACGAAGCGGAGAAGCUCGCGCAAAAGGCCAAAUCUGGUGCGAAGAAGGCCGAGCACGAGGCUCAGUCUGCGCUUCAGACUGUGCAGGACAAGACGUCGGAGCUCGUCAACCGUGCCAAGGCGGCUGCUGAACGUGCAGAGGCCAAGGUCCGUGGUCAGGCCACCGAGGCGAGAACGGAUGGCCGAAACGUCAUUCAGCGUGCCGUCGACAGCGUCCAGGUCAUGACCGACAUUGGCGCCAACACCAAGGCUGCUCCCUCCAAGAGUGCUGCUCCCGGCAAGGGUCCCAAGGAGGAGAUCAAGGAGACUUACACCGGCGAGCUUCCCGUCAACCACGAAGCUCCUAUCGGAUACGCCGCUCCUCGCCGCGAUCGCGGACUCCAAGCUCCCGAGCACCCCACUGCUCGACUGCGCCCCGAUCCCGAAGCACCCAAGCUGCCUCUGCUAGCACCUUCGAUCAAGAGCCUCUCUGCAUCCGAGCCCAUGAUCGCACAGCUUGCCGGCACCAUCGAUGAGCUUACCACCUUCCUCAAGGAGACUCCCUCGUCCGGUGCCAACGCCAAGGGUGUCCUCGAGAGCGCCCAGAUCGACCUGCAGCAAUUGAGCCAGCGUCUCGAGACCAUCAAGCGCCAAGAGGCCAAGCGCGUCGAGGACAGCCUCGCAGCCCAGGCCAAGCGAUACGAAGCUCAGAUCUCGCAACAAUCGCAGGAGGCGGCCAACAAGCUGUCGAGCCGCGAGUCGGACUGGCAAAAGUCGUUCGAAGAGGAGCACGCCAAGCAGACGCAGCAGUUCAAGGAGAAGCUCGAGAAGGAGCUCGCCACGCAGAGCCAGAUCAUCAACGAGAGGCUCAAGGAGGAGGUGAUCGCGCAGGGUAUCGAGCUGCAGAGACGCUGGAUGAAGGACAUCAAGAGCAAGGUGGAGGAGGAGCGCGGAGGACGACUCGCCAAGCUGGACGAGCUGGCUACGGAGCUCAAGAGCCUCGAGAAGGUGAGCUUGGACAACAGCAACGUGUUGGACGAGAACGUGUCGGUACACACGCUGUGGACGGCGGUUCGAGCUGUCCAGCACGCGCUCGACGAUGUCUCGGCCACCAAGCGACCUUUCGCCGAACAGCUGCGCGUACUCAAGGGAACCACCAAGGCGCGCGACGACCCGGUCCUCUCCGCCGCUAUCGAAGCCCUCGAUGCCAGCGGAGCCGCCGAGACCGGCGUCGAGUCGUUCACCACGCUCAAGCAGUGGUUCGACAACAAAGUCGGGCCUCGUGUCCGUCAAGUCUCCCUGGUACCUUCGCCGGAAACUUCGGGCGUCCUGUCUCACCUUGCCAGCGCAGCACUCUCGCCCAUCCUGUUCCACAAGAAGGGGUUGGUAGCAGGCGAGGACGUUCCAUCCGUCCUUGCGAGGGCGGAAUACUACUUGGACCGCAAGGACCUGGAUUCGGCGACGAGAGAGUUGAACCAGCUCAAAGGGUGGCCCAAGCUGCUCGCUUCCGAUUGGCUCGCUGCGUCGCGAAAGAGGUUGGAGGUGCAGCAGGCGUUGGACGUGGUUCAGACAGAAGCCAGCUUGGCUUCGCUCAUGGUGUCGGCUUGA
Messenger RNA from Pseudozyma hubeiensis SY62, 2067 nucleotides. Its product is annotated as mitochondrion protein. Lineage: Eukaryota; Fungi; Basidiomycota; Ustilaginomycetes; Ustilaginales; Ustilaginaceae. Bases 1 to 2067 code for a protein of 688 amino acids. Gene Ontology annotation, biological process: cristae formation. Gene Ontology annotation, cellular component: MICOS complex. The transcript has a single exon. The record is from RefSeq and is a predicted model, not a curated record.